This is a messenger RNA of Sclerotinia borealis F-4128, 1422 nucleotides long. The record is from the annotation of a GenBank genome assembly. Lineage: Eukaryota; Fungi; Ascomycota; Leotiomycetes; Helotiales; Sclerotiniaceae.
AUGAUGUCAACCAAUUGGAAACUCCUUGUAGCCAGCACAAUUUCUGGUCUCUUCCUCGAUGCAUCCACAGCUACUCUCGAUACAAACGGCCUUAAAUUGCUACUUUCCCCACAAGCAACAAUUGUCGACACUACUUCUGGAGCUCCACGAUGGAGUGAUUUCGAUGCCCCAACCCCUGGCGCUGUGGUCAACGUAGCCAGCGAAAAUGAUGUUUUAGUGACAGUUCAAUAUUGCAUUGCAGAGAACAUUCCAUUCCUUGCCCAGAGUGGUGGACACGGCUGGUCUACAACACUCGACUUAAAUCAAAACGGCAUACUCAUCAAUUUGGCCGGCACCAAAUCUAUCUCUUUCAACUCCGACAAAACGGAAAUCACCUUCCAGGGCGGUGCUUUGAUAUCUGAUGUGGUCAAUGCCUCGUAUGCAAACAGUGCUCUAGUCCCUACUGGUACUUGUAACUGCGUUGGCACACUUGGAGCUGUCCUGGGUGGAGGUUUUGGAAACUUAAUCGGCCUGUAUGGCUUUGGAGUAGAUAACCUUCUCUCCUUAAACGUAGUCACAUCGUUCGGAACUGCAAUUACUGUUUCCCCAACGAGUAACCCAGAUCUUUGGUGGGCAAUGCGCGGAGCAGGUCCUAACUUUGGAAUUGUUACGUCCGCGGUGAUGAAGUCAUACCCUGUGGACUCCAGCAAGUUAACCGCAUGGACAGGCCCGUUAAUAUUUACCGGUAAUCAACUCACGGCUCUCAUAGAAGCACUAGAUGAACUUGUCUUGCAGCCUGAGAUGAGUAUAGCAAUGUUUUUUCUGAUGUCUAACAACUCGCCUAUCAUAUUGUUGACAGUAUUCUAUUACGGAACGGAAGCAGCAGGCAAAGAAGCUUAUGCUCCAAUCUACGCCGUUGGUCCCAUUGUCGACGAAACUGCAAUUUUGCCCUAUGACGAAUGGAACGCAGGAGGUGACGCCUUCUGUGCAAAAGGAGAUUCCAAGCCUUCUUGGGGCACCGGGCUUGCAGAAUUAGAUACCACCGCAUGGACAUCCGUAUGGAACGAAUGGCUUGCUUUUGCCCAACUACCUGGGGCAAACAAUAGUGCGAUGAUAUUGGAUAUGUAUUCUUUGGAGAAGGCUAGAACGAUUGAGGACUCGUCAUCUGCCUACCCCUUCCGCUCCACCGUGAAUUUCAAUGCUAUCGCUACAGCAUGGUACUCGGACCCUGCCCUGGACGCGGCCGCGGAAACUUUCGGCUCGAAUGUUCGGGACGUACUGCGAUCGACGUCUGGUCUUUGUACCAAUAGCACGUACAUUAACAAUGGCUUUGGCGAUGAAAGCUUAAGUGUUGUAUAUGGUGACAAUUUGGGUGCACUCAAGAGGAUCAAAGAACGUUAUGAUCCGUUGGGUAAAUUUUCUCACUGGUAUCCCCUUAAGUAA